Penicillium oxalicum is the source of this 375-nucleotide messenger RNA. RefSeq lists its product as uncharacterized. The record is from RefSeq and is a predicted model, not a curated record. Lineage: Eukaryota; Fungi; Ascomycota; Eurotiomycetes; Eurotiales; Aspergillaceae. Bases 1 to 375 code for a protein of 124 amino acids. The transcript has a single exon.
AUGAUGCCGUCUCCUUCGUUUACUGAUGCGGAGUGGCGUCGUUUGGUUAAGUCUCAAAAUCAAAUUGAGGAGGAGGAGGAGGCUAUCCUAGCUAAGCUCCUUCGGCUCCGAAAGCAGAAACGUUUGUUGCAAAAACGUGCUGGCGAUUUCAUCGCUCGAGACUUCAAGGAAGUCGCCGAGUUAGAAGAGUUGGAGCGUCGCGAGGUUGAAGAGCGCGAACGCCUUGAAAAAGAGAGGCUCGAACAAGAGCGUCUCGAAUCCGAACAAAAUGAGCGUGCUGCAGAGAGUACCCGUGCCGCGACCGGGGUUCCUUUAUCUGCUGUGGCCGACGGCCAAGUCCUUGCGGCGUCGUCAGAGGAUCCUACUCUGACUUAG